AUGAAUUAUACUCCUUCAUCUUCAAAAUCAAAUAAUUUAAAAUCUAAUGUUGAUUUGUCUCCUAUUAAUAAACAACAAGAAGAGAAAAUCAAUGUUGAAAUAAAAUGUUGUAGUUGUGGAGAGAUACUUAAUCUUCAUGAAAGUUUAAAAGACUCUGAUACUUCUAAAAUUAUGGAAUAUUCUUUGAUAAAUAAUUCAAAGUUAUCUUUUGUUCAAGGUAAUAUUGUUACAAUGAUUGCAAAGUCUGACUCUCCUUUUCAUGUUCCUAUAUGUAAUGAUUGUCAUUUGGUGUUAGUGGAAAACUUACGUUCAAAAAAUAUUAUAUUAGAAGAACAAAAUAAAGGUUAUCGAGAAUGUUUAAAAAAAAUUAUUUCAUCAGAAAGUGAUGAGAAGAAUGAUGAAAUUGUUGGAAAAAUAAAUCUAAAAAAAUUACAAGAAAAAGAAAAAAAUUUAUUGUAUGAAUUAAAAAAAUUAGAGAAUGAAGAAAAAGAAUUAGAAGACAGUAUAAAAAUACUUGAAGAAAAGGAAAGCAAUUUAUUGGGUAUUGAAAAAAAGUUAAUUAAUAAUUUAAAAAUUAAUCAUGGUGAUAUGGUUAAAUUUUCGUUAAAAAAACAUUCAAUGAAACUACAGGAGACAUUCGCAAUUGAACAAUUAAAUGAACUUCGGAAAGUAAAUAUGUUAAAUAAAACGUUUUACAUUUAUGUUAACAAUAAAGAAAUUGGUUGUAUAAAUGAUUUACGUCUAGGGAGACUACCUGAUCAAUCUAUUCCAUUAAAUGAAUUUAAUGCUGCAUGGGGUCAAUGUGUUUUAUGUUUACAUGUUUUAUUUGAGUUGUUAGGUCUUAAACAGUAUCCUUAUCAAUUAAUACCAAUGGGAUCACAAUCAAUUAUUCGUGAGUACAACUCAACAGGAUAUAAAGAUUAUAAAUUAUAUGAAUCUUCUUGGACAAUUUUUAAAGCAUACUUAGAUGAUUCCAUUUCAGCAUAUGUUAAAUGUUUACAAAAAUUUGACAUUGAAUUUUGUCAACAAAAUAAUAUUGUAUCUGGAACAAUAUUUCCAUAUACAAUAAGAAAUGAUCGAAUUGCAGAUGAGGUAAUAAAUGCUUCCAACGAGGCAUCAGCAAUAUGGUACAGUAUUAAAACACAAUUUCAAAAAGAUGAAAGGUGGACUAAAGCAAUGAAAUUAAUGCUAUUAAAUCUAAAGAAUGCUAUAAUGUAUGCAGCUUCUAUUAAAGGAAUUUAA
Messenger RNA from Strongyloides ratti, 1242 nucleotides. Its product is annotated as Beclin-1. Gene Ontology annotation, biological process: autophagosome assembly; cellular response to nitrogen starvation; late endosome to vacuole transport. Bases 1 to 1242 code for a protein of 413 amino acids. Gene Ontology annotation, cellular component: phosphatidylinositol 3-kinase complex, class III, type I; phosphatidylinositol 3-kinase complex, class III, type II; phagophore assembly site. The record is from RefSeq and is a predicted model, not a curated record. The transcript has 5 exons. NCBI's taxonomy places the organism in Eukaryota, Metazoa, Nematoda, Chromadorea, Rhabditida, Strongyloididae.